This is a messenger RNA of Sorghum bicolor (sorghum), 795 nucleotides long. RefSeq lists its product as uncharacterized. The transcript has 5 exons. Bases 114 to 509 code for a protein of 131 amino acids. Lineage: Eukaryota; Viridiplantae; Streptophyta; Magnoliopsida; Poales; Poaceae. The record is from RefSeq and is a predicted model, not a curated record.
UUCCUAGCUGCAUUGAAAAUAAGGGCAAUAAACCUAGGGGCAAAGGCAAGUGGCAAGUGACAUGCAAAAAAUGCGGAGGUCUUGGCCAUAGGUCGUCAUCUCCAAAGUGCCCGAUGAAUGGAACAAAGAAAAGGAAAAGCCGAGCUAAAAAGGGGAAGGCUGGGAGGCCUCCAGGCUCUAGCAAAAGGCAGAAAGUUGCUGAGCAAGGAAGUCCAGAGAACAACAGUCCUGUGACAGCAAGUCAAUUCUCAUCGGCCAUAGUAGAGCUAGAAGGCACAAGUCAAAUCAACACUUCUCCUGGUCCUGUGACAAGAAGGCAAUCACUUUUAGCAAUGGUGGAGGUAGGAGGGUCAAACCAAAUCACUACAAGUUUUGGACCUGUAACAACAAGCCAAACCGGAGAAGAGGCAUUAAAUAUUGUUACCACUCCCACCAAGUCUCCAGCAAGGCGUCGGAUAGGACUUAAGAAAAAGCUCACUCCAAGGAAGGGAAGAAAUAGUGCUACCUAAUCAAUUGAAGAAUAAUUAUAUAGCCUCUUUUGUGUUCUAAGUUCAAAGAAAAACUUUAUUCACCUGAAGGUUCUUUUGGCUCUGUUGACUGUAUGAUUGUAUGGUUGUAAGUUUCCAGGAGACGAUGGUUCUUUUGUGUUGCCCAGGAAAACUUGUAUGCACCAGGAUGCUUCUUUUGGUUUUGUGUGGUUUUUAGUUCCCAGAAAACCUGUGUGCCUUUAGUAUGGUUUGCUUAUAAUGACUGCUUUAUUUUUAUGAAUAUAUAAGCAUAUGUGCAUCUCGUUUA